AUGAUUCUCAUUGCCGAUGCAGUUGCAAGUUUGGAGGAAUCAGGUGAAUCCGCUGGAUUGGGCACUCCAGAUUCUCUGUUGCCUCCUUCUGAGCCUCCCAACAUCAAGAAUUGGUUCUCAAGCUAUGAAUACGAAUCUCUUGUGUUGGAAACCAAUGAUAAUUUUGGAUUUUCCGAUCAUCAAGAAAGCCAAGGUUACAGGGAGGAGUCCAGUGUGGUGGAAAAUUCAAGGGAGUUCAUCAGAGGUGGGGAAAAUGAUGGCAUGAUGAAAAAGAAAAGCAUAUCAAGUAUGCUGAUCAAAUGCAACCAAUCUGAGGAAGAUAACAAGUGUGAUAAUCAUUGUCUCAACCAGGUUUCAGACUCGCCUGUGCUCUCCCCUGAAGCUCCUGGCAUUGACAAGUGGUUCUCAAGCUAUGCAUAUGAAUCUCCACCAUUGGAUGAUGUCAUUCUUUGUGAUGAUGAAGAAAACACGAUGGAGUGUUGUAAUGGAAAGAGGAAGGAAGGAGAUGACUUGAUUUGCAAUCAAAACCUGGAAGGCCAAAGAGUAAAAGAUUCAGUAACAAAAGAGAGCGCAAUUGAAAUAAAAGUGAAAGAUGAAAAUGUGGAGAAUGGUUUUGUUUCAGUGAAACGCAAAAGAGAAGAUGUCAGAACUGGUAAGAAUGAGUUGAAAAGGACAGCUUCAUCAUCAUCACCAUUUGUUGGUAAUGGUAUUGGUAAGAACAAGAUGAAGGAUGAAAGAAAGACAUUAGCAGAUGUGACAAACAUUGAAAUAAGUGGAAAGUGGAAGUGUCCACGAAAGGGAAAACCAGAGAUUGGUCCUCCAUUAAAGCAGCUUCGACUUGAACAAUGGUUUCAUCAUCAUCAUCAUCAUCAUCAUCAUGUGUAA
Molecule: messenger RNA, 885 nt
Organism: Cynara cardunculus var. scolymus (artichoke)
Lineage: Eukaryota; Viridiplantae; Streptophyta; Magnoliopsida; Asterales; Asteraceae
Exons: 6
Coding region: 1-885 (294 amino acids)
Source: RefSeq, a predicted model, not a curated record